CUUUGCUAACCGCUGACGGUAAUUAAUGAUGGCGUUCUAUUAGUUGUGUGUCGAGUCUAGCCACGCAUAUUUUUAGCUUUUGACGCAGGUAGCUGUUGUUAAUUCCCUUAAUUUGCUCCGCUCCAUAAAUUUUUAUGUUUUAGAACCAGACACGUAUUCAAUAGACAUGAAUUAAGACUGCUUCACAGAGUUCACAUCGAGAUUUAAUGUUAACCUCAUUUAUGGUUCUCUUAACGUUUUCUCUGCGUAAUAAGGAGAGCUAUCCAUGAGUUCCCAGCAGAGUCCUGCCAACCUACAGUCGUCGGUAGACCGUGACAAGAUAUAUCAGUGGAUUAUAGAACUCUCCAACCCCGAAACCAGAGAAAAUGCACUGCUUGAACUCAGUAAGAAGCGAGAGGUUGUGCCUGACUUGGCACCCAUGCUGUGGCAUUCGUUUGGUACUAUAGCAGCUCUCCUUCAGGAGAUUGUCAACAUCUACCCUGCAAUCAAUCCAGCCACCCUGACAGCGCACCAGUCGAAUCGUGUCUGUAAUGCUCUGGCUCUUCUUCAGUGUGUUGCAUCACAUCCCGAGACCCGAUCUGCAUUUCUGCAAGCCCAUGUUCCUCUCUUCCUCUACCCAUUUCUGCACACUGUCAGCAAGACUCGGCCAUUUGAAUAUCUCAGGCUGACCAGUCUUGGUGUGAUAGGUGCACUUGUCAAGACUGAUGAACAAGAGGUGAUCACAUUCCUUCUGACAACAGAAAUCAUCCCACUGUGUCUUCGUAUCAUGGAAAGUGGCUCUGAGCUCUCAAAGACGGUGGCAACGUUUAUUCUUCAGAAGAUCCUACUGGAUGACAGUGGAUUGUCCUACAUCUGCCAAACAUAUGACAGGUUCUCACAUGUCGCCAUGAUACUGGGCAAGAUGGUUCUGUCCCUGGCCAAAGACCCAUCAGCUCGACUUCUGAAGCAUGUUGUUAGGUGUUACCUUAGGCUUUCAGACAAUCCAAGAGCACGGGAGGCCUUGAGGCAGUGUCUGCCAGACCAGCUGAGGGAUGCCACGUUCGCCAACUGUCUUCAGGAUGACAAAUCAACGAAGCACUGGUUGUCGCAGUUAUUAAAGAAUCUCGAGACCGGGCCAGUUACUGUGGGUGACCCUCGAAGUGUUGGGAUCUCACCUCUUGCCCCACAGUGAAAAAGCAUCCAUACAAGGCCGAAGCCAGCGGAUACAGAACCUAAUACACCACAAGCUUGCUAAUUCAGCAAGUAGUCAACAGAACAAUGUAUAUAAAUCCACAACAAUAAAUCGAGCAUACGAAACCCCUACACAUCACUGCAGCUACAUAACCUACCAUGACAGUGAUCACCAGAAGCUGACCCUGGUUGCCAUUGUUAAGGUGGUCAUGACUGCUGUAGGUUGGCUACUACCCAUGGUUGCAUAAUUUAAAGUUGGCCUCCUGUGAAGCAGCUUUAUAAUGUGAUGGAAUACUCCUCUGCUAGACAGUGACUCAUUAAAGCAUGUUUCUGUGACAAGCAUGCCUUGAUGCCUGAAAGCUGGGAUAAACUGUUGCUGGACAAUGCUUUGGUGAACACAUUUUAGAGGUUACACAGUCAGCAGAGGGGCUUUUGUUGCUAGGCAGCAAGUCCCAUGGCAGCAUAUGGAACAGAAUAACAUGCCCUGUUUGAGAUGGUGAUCUGUAUUAGGGCUGCCUGGAAGUUAGUUUAGUCAGGAGAGUUCAGUCAUUCAGCAGUUGUUUGUGAGAAGGAGUUCUUCAUUGAUGAUUCAUCACAGUGGAAGGGAAGACACUCACAGUACAAUAAGGAAUGUAGCAAGUCAUAGAGAAUCACUGAUUAUGAAUUGUCAUUUGUUGAUUGUAAUUGUAAAGAGGUCUCAGUAAAUCCAUCAAAUUCAAAA
Messenger RNA from Cryptotermes secundus, 1891 nucleotides. RefSeq names its product CCR4-NOT transcription complex subunit 9 (gene Rcd-1). Bases 266 to 1171 code for a protein of 301 amino acids. NCBI's taxonomy places the organism in Eukaryota, Metazoa, Arthropoda, Insecta, Blattodea, Kalotermitidae. The transcript is spliced from 7 exons. Gene Ontology annotation, biological process: negative regulation of translation; mRNA catabolic process. The record is from RefSeq and is a predicted model, not a curated record. Gene Ontology annotation, cellular component: P-body; CCR4-NOT complex; CCR4-NOT core complex.